This is a messenger RNA of Orycteropus afer afer, 1218 nucleotides long. The record is from RefSeq and is a predicted model, not a curated record. NCBI's taxonomy places the organism in Eukaryota, Metazoa, Chordata, Mammalia, Tubulidentata, Orycteropodidae.
AUGACACCAAGGCCCUUGCCUCUUACCCCAGAGAUGCUGCUGCUGCUUCUGGUGCUGCCGUGGGCAGGUUCUCUGGCUGAACGUUCGCACUUCCAGCUGCAAGUACCAAAGUUGGUGACGGUGCCGGAGGUGGCCACAAACGACCGAGAUAGAGAAAUCCAUGAGGAGACAAAGGGCCGAUUCCAUCUUGUUGGAGACCCCCGUAACUAUAACUGUGCCUUGGCCAUCAACGAUGCCCGGAUGGCAGACACGGGAUCUUACUACUUCAGAGUCGUCAGAGGGUCUUAUGUGAAAUACAAUUACGUGGAUCACCAACUCUCCGUGAACGUGACAGCCCUCACACAGACACCCAACAUCCACAUCGAGGGCACCCUACAAUCUUUCCAUCCCAGGAAAAUCACCUGUGAAGUGCCAUGGGCCUGUAAGAGAGGGACACCCCCCACCUUCUCCUGGAUUGGAGACGCCCUCAAAUCCCCAGGCCUUAAGACUCCCUACUCCUCAGUACUCACCCUCACGCCAAGGCCACACCACCAUGGCACCAACCUCACCUGCCAAGUGACCUUCCCUGGUGCCGGUGUGACCGCGCAGAACACCAUCCUGCUCAACGUGUCCUAUGUUCCACAGAACUUGACCAUGCGCGUCUUCCGGGGAAAUGACAGAGAACCUGAAGCCCUGGGCAGCAACUCAUCUCUUCCAGUCCUAGAGGGCCAGUCCCUGCGUCUGAUCUGUGUGGUUGACAGCAAUCCACCCGCCAGGCUGAGCUGGGCAAAGGGAAACCAAACCCUGAGCCUCACACAGUCCUGGAACCCAGGAGUCCUGGAACUGCCUGCGGUGGAGUUGGGAGACAAGAAGCCCGGGACGUGGUCAACAGUGGUUCAGGAAGCCGCCUGGGCAGCCGGCGUCGUGGCCUUGCUUGCAUUCUGUCUGGGUCUGUUCUUCAUAGUGAAGAUCUUCAAGAAGAAAUCAGAUGGAGCAGCAGAAGGCGUAGAUGACAUCCACCCUGUGCUGGGGACCCCCUCCCAGGGUCACCUGCAUGGAGCCUGGUCAGGCAGCCCCUCCAACCACCCCAGCCCAGCUGAGGCCCCCCCCACCGCGAGGGAGGAGGAGGAGGAGCUCCAUUACGCCUCCGUCAACUUUGAAGGGGUGAGUCCCUGGACCUCCCAGAAACAGGAGGCUGCCAACACCACAGAAUAUUCAGAGAUCAAGAUCCAAAAGUGA